UGUGACCUUCUACUGCGCGGCCUAGUCAGCCGGAGUGUUUCGUCUUUGUAAAGGAGACGAAGUCCUUGGGUGUUUGUUUUAUUAUCCAGAAGAGUUCUUCACGUUUUUGUUUAUUAAUGUACAAACUCUGAAGUAUUGCUUUGUACUUGCGAUGACCGGAGGGGCAAAUAUACCGACUUUGGAUGAACUAAAUGUUCAAGAGGUGAAUGUUUCAUCAGCUGUGCUAAAGGCUGCAGCUCAUCACCUUGGCUCACAAUGUGACAAGGCCAAUAAAGAAUUUAUGUUGUGUCGCUGGGAAGAAAAAGAUCCCAGGAAAUGCUUAAAGGAAGGGAAGAAGGUCAACGAGUGCACUUUGCAGUUCUUCAGGCAAUUAAAAAUGCACUGUGCAGAGCCUUUUACGGAAUACUGGACUUGUCUUGACUACUCUGGUUCAGCUGAGCUGCGGCACUGUAGGAAACAACAACGUGCAUUUGAUAAUUGUGUCCUAGAAAAACUAGGCUGGGAGAGACCCGACUUGGGUGACUUGUCAAAGGUCACCAAGGUGCAGACAGACCGACCAAUGCCUGAGAAUGUGUACCAUUCUAGGCCUAGACCAGAGCCCAAUCCUGUUAUUGAAGGAGACCUUAAACCAUCUAAAUAUGGUAGCCGAAUGUUUUUCUGGACCUGGUAAAUCCUUGAUUAUAAAUUUCCAGAUGGCAAAUGAUUUCAUGUCUUUGUCAUUAUGUAAAAAAUAUCUAUUCUGUUAGACAAAUAAAAAUUAAUCUUUAAGCUA
Messenger RNA from Erpetoichthys calabaricus (reedfish), 772 nucleotides. RefSeq names its product NADH:ubiquinone oxidoreductase subunit A8 (gene ndufa8). Gene Ontology annotation, biological process: mitochondrial electron transport, NADH to ubiquinone. The record is from RefSeq and is a predicted model, not a curated record. Bases 152 to 670 code for a protein of 172 amino acids. Lineage: Eukaryota; Metazoa; Chordata; Cladistia; Polypteriformes; Polypteridae. The transcript has 4 exons.